This is a messenger RNA of Nyctereutes procyonoides (raccoon dog), 4710 nucleotides long. RefSeq names its product tripartite motif containing 14 (gene TRIM14). Bases 29 to 1366 code for a protein of 445 amino acids. Lineage: Eukaryota; Metazoa; Chordata; Mammalia; Carnivora; Canidae. The transcript has 6 exons. Gene Ontology annotation, molecular function: zinc ion binding; protein binding. Gene Ontology annotation, biological process: innate immune response. The record is from RefSeq and is a predicted model, not a curated record.
CCCGCGGCCGCCCGGCUCCCGGGGCUGCAUGGCGGGCGCAGGGGUGCCGAGCGGGACGCGCGGGGGGCCCGGCCCCGCGCAGCGCGAGGACCCGAGCGGCUGGCGCUGCCCGGAGCACGGCGACCGCGUGGCCGAGCUCUUCUGUCGCCGCUGCCGCCGCUGCGUGUGCGCGCUCUGCCCGGUGCUCGGCGCGCACCGCGGCCACCAGGUGGUCCUGGCGCGGGAAGAGGCGGCCCACGUGCAGAAACUCACCCAAGAAUGUUUAAAGCAGUUGGAAGUCAAGCAGCAGCAGCAAGUUGGCAACAUAACCCAAAUAGAAGACACUGCUGAGAAGCUCAAGGCUCAUGCAGAGUCAAGUAAAACCUGGCUGAUGGGAAAAUUCACUGAACUCAGAUUACUACUUGAUGAAGAGGAAGUGCUGGCCAAGACAUUCAUUGAUAAAAGCACACAGCUUACCCUCCGGGCGUACAGGGAGCAAAUAGAAUCUUGUAAAGAACAGAUAGAUGGCAUGCACAGUCUCUCCAGCAGGGUCUGGAGGAUCAACCAGGAGCCCGAUCCCAUGCUGCUGCUGCAGGAGUACCGGGCCGCUGAGCAGGAGAUCCAGCAGCAGAUGAGCCUGGGAGAGCUGUGCUACCCUGUGCCCUUCUCCUUCGAGCCCGUCAAGAGCUUCUUUAAGGGCUUCAUGGACGCCGUGCAGAGCGUGUUACAGACGCCGCUGGACAUUCGCCUUAAGGACAACAUGAACUGCCAGCUCUCGGGCUCCUCCAGCACCAAACUAGUUUCCUUGUUGAAAACAAGCCCCUCACCAGAGCGAUCACUCUUCUUAAAAUAUGCGCGCACGCCCACGCUGGAGCCGGACACGAUGCACGCGCGCCUGCGCCUCUCCGCCGACCGCCUGACGGUGCGCUGUGCCCUGGUGGGCCGCCUGGGCCCCGCGCCCGCGCUGCGCUUUGACAAGCUGUGGCAGGUGCUGGGCCGCGACUGCUACGCCGCCGGCCGCCACUACUGGGAGGUGGACGUGCAGGAGGCGGGCGUGGGCUGGUGGGUGGGCGCGGCCUACGCGUCCCUGCGGCGCUGCGGGGCCUCGGCCGCCGCCCGCCUGGGCUGCAACCGGCAGUCCUGGUGCCUCAAGCGCUACGACCUCGAGUACUGGGCCUUCCACGACGGCCAGCGCAGCCGCCUGCGGCCCCGCGACGACCCCGAGCGGCUCGGCGUCUUCCUGGAUUACGAAGCCGGCGUCCUCGCCUUCUACGACGUGUCGGGAGGCAUGAGCCACCUGCACACGUUCCGGGCCAGCUUCCAGGAGCCGCUCUACCCGGCCCUGCGGCUGUGGGAGGGGGCCAUCAGCAUCUCCCGGCUGCCCUAGGGGUGCGCAGGGGUGCGCAGGGGUGCGCCAGGCCUGCCCGGCUCUGGUCGCACCGACCCCGUGUGGGUGCGGCGGUAAGCCGCACCCGCGCGUCCUCGGACCUCCCCACCGCCACCAGGGCACUUAGACCACCUUGCAUUUAUGGUCCGGGUGCCACCAAGGGAGCCCUAAGCAUCCUGACCAUGUCAGAAUGCAUUUCCCCUCAGCCACAGACCUCUCCCUCCUACAGCAGUCAGCAAUGCCUGGCACUUAGUAGGCACGCAAUAAAUUGAAUGAAUGAGAGUCCUCCAGCUCGUCCUCACUAAUGUCCCUUUGAGCUGCCUCCUCUUCCACUCGGCCUCAGCUUGUCCAUGUCACUUCUCUUCAGAGCAGCCGCAAGAGCAUCUUAACACCUUGUGGCCUGAACCCUCUCCCAUCCUCCACUGUACAGUGAUACGACUGAAACCUCAUUUAACCUUUUAGAACUACCAGGAGGUUCCCAAGGAUCCCAGGAAGAAAAAAGCAGGCACUUUACGUUAGCAUCCAAGGGUUUUCUAGUCUGCCCCCAAACUCCUAAUGCCUAUCUAGCUUCUACUGCUCUUUUCAGAGACCCUUUUUCAGAGUUGUGACCACCCGUACAUUCUGCUGCUGUCCUCCCCUCUUGCCCCAUACACAACUCAUUUAUACAGAAAGGCCCUUCUUCCUUUGCUGUCUCAGCCUUCCCUGGCUUAACUGCCUCAGGAAGUCUCCCCAAGCCACAAGAACCUCUCUCACUAUCAGCACCACAAAUCUGGAACCUGGCUUUCCAACUAGAUUGGAAGCUUUCCAAAGGCAGCUAUGUCCUAUGCCUUCCCCACCCUGGAAAGUUCAGGAUGCCCCUUUCCCUCCCAGUGAGUGACCAGCAGCUGGCUAUCACUGAAUCAAAGAACCGCUGAGCUGAGAAGUCCUCAUGAAUCAGUCUGACCUCAUUGUACAUUUGGGGAGACUCAGGUCCUGAAAGUUGCUUAAGGUUACCCCCAAACCCCAAAGCAAGUGUCUUACUUGCCCCCUGUCCCAGCUCUUCAGGCCCAGCUUUCAAUGUGGGAGAUUUUACUGCUUACUCAUUUCUCAGGGGAUGUUGGAAAGAAAUCAGCAGGUGGCUGUUGCUUAGCAACUACAGGCAGUUUUCCCAACUGUCUUGGAACCAAAAGAGGAGGAGAUGAGAGUAAGGUUUGGACAGCCCAGACAUCCCCAUGCCCCUCCAAUCCCUCAGUUCCAGGUGUUGCCAAGGGAACCCCAUUUUCCAGAAAGAGUGACAGAAAUAGAGAAGGCCAAAUCAGCAGGACCUCGCAGGCCAGCUCCUUCCCAGGAAGGGAAAGGCCUCUUUUGGGGGGGGCUGUGACUCAGCUUUAAAGAUUUAGCAUCAUUAUUUGUCAAAUUUUCUAAGACGGUUUUGAAACCAUACUAUGUUAAAGUAUCUUCUUAAGUGGUCAGCAAGAGGGCAGGGGAGGGUAAAGAAAAUGCAAAGCUGAAAUCCACUCAUGGUUUCAGGGCAUUAAUUAGUUUGAACCACGUAAAACUGCCAAUUUCCAAUAGUUUCCUGACUUAAUGCCGCUUCAUACAGGGCAAUGUAAUACAAGUGACAUACAAGGCAGAAGGAACCUUAAGGGUGCCUUUAAUUCUAACCAAAUCACUUAAAACUCUAGCUGGAUAGAAAGCAUAGUGUCUAAGCACAUUGCUCCAAGAAAUCCUGAAAAAGGGAGAAUUAAUUCUACUGGGGAUGACCCAGAGCUGAAUUCUGAUGGGGUACUCCUGACAGAAGAUGUCUCUCUCUCUGUGUGUGUGUCUAUGACUAAAUAAAAUCUUUAAAAAAAAAAAAAGAAGAAGAAGAAGAUGGCUGCACUUGACCCUACGUCUUUGCAAACGAAGACUGACUUCCAGACUCUGGCACUGUCCUAACGCUUUACAGCUAUUAACUCAUUUGAUCCUUACAUCAUCCCUGGGAGGCAGAAAGUUAUCCCAGUUCUGCACGAGGCAAAAUUGAGAUACAGAGUAGCUCGCCCAAGGUCACACAGCCAGUGGUGGACUUGGGGUUGUGCUCAUGUCCAGCAGGCCAUACUGUUCAGGUGAACACACUAGUCUGUGGCUAGUACCUGCUUGCUCCUGUUAGGCCUGUGAUGCUUGGCUUUGGCCUACUGUGUUUACCUUUGGAUUACUUUCCUAGGGCAGAGAUGAGGCGCAGGGAGGAACUUGAGUUUGGAAUUCAUGUAUCAGAGACAGAGCUAGACUAUAAAGGACAAAAACUGGCUUUGAGCAAAUGCUUACUCUGUAUCAAGACCUGUGCUAGCCAGAAAACUGCAGUUUCGGUACACAAUCAUGUGACCUCAGGCUAGUCAUUUUACUUCUCAGAGAGUCAUCUGUAAAAUGGGGGUGAUGACCCUGCCUACUAGUGUUGGGAGGCUCAAAUGAGCCAACGGUUAUGAACUUGCUUUAAAAACCAUAUAGUACUGUACCAUGCCAGGACCCACUGGCAUCUCCAGCAGAAUUCCUGUUGUGCCUGACAGAGCGCUGGGACAAGAGAUAUUCCCAGCACCAGCCUGCAGUAGCAGGAACCUCCUUCUUGAAUAUUCUCAAUGCAAGAGUUAAGUUUCCUUGAGGUCUGUAACUAUAAAAAUCACUCCUCUAAUUCUCCUUCAGAUUGAUACUUGGAGAAAUUUCUUAAUAUACCAAACUGCUUGCAUAUAUUUUUAAGCCACAUUAAUUUUAUAAUAUGUGGUUUGUUCUAAUAAAUAUGAAUACGGUACCUUUUAAUCAUGUUCUGCAUUGGGAGUUCAUGCUGCUUCAAGUACAUGGCACCUGGGCCUGGACAGGACCUUGCUCACCUCGCAUCCCCUCCACAACUUUCUGGUGGUAGUCAGCUGGUCCCGGGUUGAAUAGUGCCAGUAAUGGAGAGUUCACUACUUAUGAAUAUAACUCACUAAGUUCUUGCCUGUGUACAAAUAAGCCCUACCUUCUAGCUGUUCCUCUCCAAAACACUACUCUGUAGCUUUUGGCAUCUUUGUGACCAUCCUUUAGCAAUGUGGAAGCCAUCUGUGGUCACUUACUGAUUUGUAGAGAUUUCAGGGACCCUUCCUUGCCGAUUGCAUCUCUUCUGUUCCUGCAAUUCCACUGAGCCAGGGAGCAGGGGACAGUAAUGUCCCCCUAGCAGAGGACACACACAGGUGGGCCUGCCUAUGCACCAGUCCUGGUGGGCAGGAGUCUGUACCAGGAGGAGGGGACAGCCUGCCCAACAAGCCAAGCUGCAUGUGAGGUGAAGUUUGGGAUAAGCAUGAGAGUAGGGGGCCAGAUCUGAGUCUAGCAUAUCCUCUGAAGCCUUCCAUGGUUCC